AUGGCUUCGGGCGCCCUUGCUAGACGAGUUCGGAGGGUGAGCAGGAAGCUAAGGAACUAUGUCUUCUUUAUUCUGAUUCUUGCCGUCUCCUCCUCGUUCUCCUUGCUCCACUUCUUCUUCCGCAAGAUGUCGACUCAGAGACAUGUCCACAUCGAUAUCAGCAGCCUCGACGAGGAUUCGUACGACGGCGAUCAAAACAAGCAUGUCAUCUCGUUUGAUGCCAUCAGCCUUCCCGACUGCGCGCUUUCGAAUCAAACGCUGAUACGCAAAAGGAUCUCUGCCCUGGAAAGAUCCAUCCAACCAACCGUCAAAGGAGAAGGAGCGGGCGCCAGAGCUCACAGCAAGAUGAUAGAUAUGAUGAGGAGCAACGAGUUUGCUUCGAACCCUGAGCAUCUCCUGCAGAAUGAAGUCGAGAAUCUCAGGGCGAUCCUAAGGUCCUGCCAGAUAUAUUUCGGAUCCAAGGGCUGGGUCGGGUGA
Guillardia theta CCMP2712 is the source of this 477-nucleotide messenger RNA. RefSeq lists its product as hypothetical. Bases 1 to 477 code for a protein of 158 amino acids. The record is from RefSeq and is a predicted model, not a curated record. The transcript has 2 exons. Lineage: Eukaryota; Cryptophyceae; Pyrenomonadales; Geminigeraceae.